AUGUUGGGAUCAUUUAAGAACAUCGAGGGAGUAGUGAAGAAGACGAAGCAUAUGCGGCUCCGCGCUCAUCUUUUCGACGCUGCGGCCCUUACAGCUUUGACGUAUGCCUCAGAGACUUGGACUCUACGAAAGCAGGAUGAACAUGCACUCAGCCUCACUCAACUCGCUGUGGAAAAGACGGUGCCCGGAAUUCCCUUGUACACGCAAGUGCAGAGUGGAAUCCACAGCUUUGAACUCCGUCGAAAACGUCGGGGAUACCGCUGUUCACGCAAAGAAGUUGAAAAUCAGAUGUGCCGAACACGUCAUGCGUAUGGUGAUGACCGUUGGACCAGGGAGGUUGCGGACUGA
Haemonchus placei is the source of this 348-nucleotide messenger RNA. NCBI's taxonomy places the organism in Eukaryota, Metazoa, Nematoda, Chromadorea, Rhabditida, Trichostrongylidae. The record is from the annotation of a GenBank genome assembly.